AGUAUACUUUGAUGACCAUUCUAGAAGCGCUCACUUGAAGAUGAAACUUGCCUAAAUAGGCUUCUAGAAGCCUGUUACGUCAGGGCUGGUCGUACCUAAACGACAACAUGAGGGCGUGCGUCGUGUCCAUGCGAUAUCGACUCAUUGUCUGGCGAACGCGGCAGGCGCAUCCCAGACUAGGACUCGAUCUAUCCGCUCCUGGUGGCAGUGACCUGGGACUGUUUUGGCUUGUUUUUCAUGCGCUCAUACGAUUUGCAACAUUCUGUAACACAUGGCAGGCUGCAAGGCGGAGUGAUGAACAAGACUCGAGAGUGCUGAUACCCACAAGCCGGGUGGAGUUGAGGCUUCGGAACGUGAGCGCUUAUGUCGAUCCUGUCCCAAGCGCAGACGGAACGGAAUCUCUUGCAGGUCAAGAGUCAGUUUCCAGGUUGGUGGUUGUCUUCGCUUGCUCACUCGUUUGAUGCAAUCCAAUACGCACACCGCCACGCCUGGCGCAAGACUAUGAAUCCAGAGCGCAGGGAAGCAAUAGGCACCAUAGAUUGACAGCUGUAGGGCGACGAGAUGAUGGGU
Molecule: messenger RNA, 570 nt
Organism: Bipolaris sorokiniana ND90Pr
Lineage: Eukaryota; Fungi; Ascomycota; Dothideomycetes; Pleosporales; Pleosporaceae
Exons: 2
Coding region: 108-461 (117 amino acids)
Source: RefSeq, a predicted model, not a curated record